Molecule: messenger RNA, 1049 nt
Organism: Cajanus cajan (pigeon pea)
Lineage: Eukaryota; Viridiplantae; Streptophyta; Magnoliopsida; Fabales; Fabaceae
Source: RefSeq, a predicted model, not a curated record
CAGAGCCAGCCAGGUAAGCAUAAUUCAGGUUGGCAAAUGGAGUCUUGGCGUUUCUCUCUCCUCCAUUGGGGGAAGAGAGAGAGAGAGAAACGGAGGAAAUGACAGACUGGCAUUAAGGAGGUUAAGCAUUCUCUUUCUCUGUCUCUAUAUAUCUUAACUCUUUUUUAAACAUUCUUCAGGUUUUAAUCUUUGUGAUUUUUGAGAUAGGACGAGCCUUUGGUGUUUGGAUCUUCAAGAAAGAGAGACACUUGGGAUUUUUUCGUCACCAUGAGUCUCUUCGGUCUUGGAAACAGAAACCAAAAAACAUUUCGUCCAAAAAAGAGUGCUCCAUCUGGAAGUAAGGGUGCUCAACUUCAAAAACACAUCGAUGCCACGUUGGGUAGUGGAAACUUGAGGGAAGCAGUUAAACUCCCUCCUGGCGAAGAUAUCAAUGAGUGGCUGGCCGUGAACACCGUGGACUUCUUUAAUCAAGUGAAUAUUUUGUUUGGUACACUUACGGAAUUCUGCACACCAAGUAACUGCCCUACAAUGUCUGCAGGACCAAAGUAUGAGUAUCGAUGGGCUGAUGGUGUUACUAUCAAGAAACCUAUUGAGGUAUCUGCUCCAAAAUAUGUUGAGUUUUUGAUGGAUUGGAUUGAAUCUCAGCUAGAUGAUGAAACAAUUUUCCCCCAAAAAUUAGGGGCUCCCUUUCCAUCCAAUUUCCGAGACGUGGUCAAGACAAUUUUCAAACGAUUAUUCCGUGUAUAUGCUCACAUUUAUCACUCACAUUUCCAGAAGAUAGUGAGUUUGAAGGAAGAAGCUCAUCUUAAUACUUGUUUCAAGCAUUUUGUUUUGUUUACUUGGGAAUUCCGUUUAAUUGAUAAAGCAGAGUUAGCACCUCUUGAGGAACUUGUUGAUUCUAUUAUACAGUUAUAGAGUGGUGAUGUUUUCUUUCCCUUCUUUUUUGGGAGUUUAAACAUUGAAAUGUAGGGUAUACAUUUUUGUGCCCUUGUAAGUUGUAAAAUACUUUCUAAAUGAAAUUUUUUUAAUCUUAUGUAUUUGUCUCUUCA